UGGAAAAAGCAUUGCCAGAUUACUCUUUAGAUUUACAGCAAGCCAAUGCCCUUAUUUUCUGUCGUGAGGAUGAAUAUAAACCGCUAAGUGUUCUUAACCAUUUUAGUAAGGAGAAUUCUAGCAUUAAGCGUUUUCAAGGUGGCAUCUAUGAGCAACGGUGA
Molecule: messenger RNA, 161 nt
Organism: Entrophospora candida
Lineage: Eukaryota; Fungi; Glomeromycota; Glomeromycetes; Entrophosporales; Entrophosporaceae
Source: the annotation of a GenBank genome assembly